AUAGCAAUCACUACGUAUGUAAUACUUACCGUACCUCCUCUUCCAGGUGGUUUUUGAAGGAAGGAAAGUCAGCGAUACGCGUAUGAUGGGACCGUAUAUAGAUGUGUACGAGUAAUUUGAACGAAUCGGUAGGGCCUCUGGAAGGACUGCCUGCCAGCUUUGCUUUGCUUAUUUGGCCCUGUGCUGGAUUAUGUGGGUGGAGUGUGUCUGUCAACUCCGAACUGCCCGGGGUGGAGGUCUCGGACUUGGACUUUGAGGAGCGUCUCCAUCCCGGUAAACUGCGGCGUAUGUAUGUAUGUAUGUAUGUAUGUAUGUAUGUAUGGCUUGGUAAGGUCUCGGGUGGUAUUGUCAGCUCCGGUAUCGUAUAUCGUAUUGUAAGCGUCUGGACCUCGUCAUGGCGAGACGUUGGGUUUCGGGAUGGAGUUUGCGUCUGGCAUUCAGUAUGGUCGAGGUGUUUUCAAGGGGGGACUCAGGGAAUAAUCAGGAGACGCAUGUAGGGAAUUCGUGGGUGUUGCCUUGGUUCGGUUGUGAUAGAAAUUUGAUGAGGAUUGGAGGAGGUGGUGCCCGAUAUAUACUUUCAGAAGUUCUACAUGACUUGCGGGAUGGAGGUACCUCUCUAGGAUCAAUGAAUAGGAGCCUUGGAAGAGCGGGUUAGAUUGAACAAGUUGCUACAAGACGACUUCGAUACCUCCUCUGCUCGAAUUAGGUU
Aspergillus homomorphus CBS 101889 is the source of this 709-nucleotide messenger RNA. RefSeq lists its product as uncharacterized. Bases 102 to 497 code for a protein of 131 amino acids. The record is from RefSeq and is a predicted model, not a curated record. NCBI's taxonomy places the organism in Eukaryota, Fungi, Ascomycota, Eurotiomycetes, Eurotiales, Aspergillaceae. The transcript has a single exon.